This is a messenger RNA of Coccidioides immitis RS, 186 nucleotides long. RefSeq lists its product as uncharacterized. NCBI's taxonomy places the organism in Eukaryota, Fungi, Ascomycota, Eurotiomycetes, Onygenales, Onygenaceae. The transcript has a single exon. The record is from RefSeq and is a predicted model, not a curated record. The coding region runs from base 1 to 186 and encodes 61 amino acids.
AUGGCUACCGUUAUGCCCUGGAUAGACGCCAGUCGAGGAACUAGGAGUGAAGAUGUUUGCUCUUCAGCAACUUCAAUGACUACCGACUCCCGGAGCCUUGUGGGUGGUGCUCGCGACCGAUUGUGUGUCGGCUCUUUGUCGAAUACACACCGGCGCUUGAGCUCUCCAUUUGAGGCUCGUCGGUAA